Molecule: messenger RNA, 3278 nt
Organism: Sinocyclocheilus anshuiensis
Lineage: Eukaryota; Metazoa; Chordata; Actinopteri; Cypriniformes; Cyprinidae
Gene: tert
Product: telomerase reverse transcriptase
Exons: 15
Coding region: 5-3004 (999 amino acids)
Biological process (GO): telomere maintenance via telomerase
Cellular component (GO): telomerase catalytic core complex
Molecular function (GO): telomerase RNA binding; telomeric repeat DNA binding; telomerase activity
Source: RefSeq, a predicted model, not a curated record
ACGAAUGAUUGGCGGAGACGCAGCGCGCGGAAGCGGGAAACGCAAACACGGACGCAUGUCUCGACGCGACGCGUCCGAGGGCGGCUUUAAACAUGUUUUCGCGAUCCUGCGCUCGUUAUAUCCGCGCGUUCAGACUCUGGAGGAGUUCGCAGACGGACUCGUGUUCUCGGACGGACGGAAACCGGCUCUUCUUGAGGAAAAAGACGGCGCGCGUUUUCAAAAACUCGCGGGAGGCCUGAUCAUAUGCGCUCGUGAGCCACCGCAGCAGCUGCGCGAGCCCGCACAGCUCAGCACGCUGCCGGAGGUUUUAGCGUUCACGCUAAACCACAUCAAGCGGAAGAAACUGAGGAACGUGCUGGGAUUCGGCUAUCAGUGCAGCAACGUGGCGGCCUGUUCGGACCCCUUCCGUUUCCACGGCGACGUUUCGCAGACGGCCGCCUCCAUCAGCACCAGCGAGCUGUGGAAGCGGAUCAACCAGCGUCUGGGAACAGAAGUCACGCGAUACCUGCUGCAGGAUUGCGCAAUCUUUGCCACCGUCCCGCCGUCCUGUUUGCUGCAGGUGUGCGGCGAGCCCGUGUACGAUCUUCUGCUGCCGUGCACCUGGUCCGGAUUCUUCCUAGACCACGGCGCGACUGAAACAUUGUACGGCGUGACGCGCAAGACUCCCGUCGGCGUCGCGCGGAAGAAAGUCGCGAGAGAUGAUAAGAAAAUAGUUUCGAAAAAAAAGAGAGCGAGAGAGGAGGAAGUGGACGACAAACGGGAAGAUUGUCCGGUAGUAAAGAAGCGACGGCUUACGAUGGACGAAACCGAUGGUUCGUUAAAUGCGCGAAACCCUGAAAGUCACGGAUCGCGGAGCUGGAAACCAGCGGAUCAGCCUCCUCCGCGACCAUCGCGCUGUUCCAUCCGCGUUUUGAGUAUGCUUUAUGGUGGGCGGGGCUUGAAGGGCUUCCUGCUAAACAGGAAGCUGAAAGCAGGUGUGGGCGGGGCUAGACGGCUGCAGGGGGCGGAUCUCGUGCGCAUCAUUUUCCUCCAAUCGGAGUCCAACGUGUUUGACGGACAGGCCAAGUUUAGGAAGCUUCCCAAGCGUUUCUUCGCAAUGGUUCCCUUGUUCGCUCGGCUCUUGUGGCAGCACAGGAAGUGCCCGUAUGCUCUCUUCCUGCGCAGGAAGUGCUCGGUGAAUCCAGAGACGGAGGAUAUGGAGUCGCUGCUGAAGUCGCACUUGUCGCCUUACAGGGUUUAUCUGUUCGUGAGGGAGUGUUUGCGAUACGUUGUUCCCGAGGAACUCUGGGGAUCCCAGGAAAACCAGCUCCACUUCCUGUCCAACGUGAAGAACUUCCUGCGUCUUGGGAAGUUUGAGCGUCUCCCAUUGGUACAGCUGGUGUGGAAGAUGAAGGUCAAGGCCUGCCAUUGGCUGGGGCUCAAGAAACGUCAGUGCGCGAGUGAGCACCGCUACAGAGAGUGGAUCUGCGGGCAGUUUCUGGGCUGGAUGUUGAGCGGUUACGUGAUGGGUUUGGUCAAAGCGCUGUUCUACGUCACCGAGAGCAUGGGACAGAAACACACGCUGCGCUUCUACAGAGGGGAAGUGUGGCUCAGACUACAGGAAAUGGCCUUCAGAGCUCAUCUGUCUAAGGGCCAGUGGAGGGCACUGUCUCCAUCUCAGCUGUGUCUGUCUGUCUGUCUGUGUGUGUGUUUCUGUGUGUCUGUGUCUGUGUGUACGCAGAUUUUCCAGAGCGGCGUGCGGCUCCUGCAGAACGUGCUAAGCGUGUGUGUGCGAGAGGCCCCGGGGCCCAUGGGCUCCACCGUCUGGGGCUGGCAGGACAUUCACCGCGUUCUCAAAGAGUUCGGCCCGCAGCAGAAGAGCUCGCCGAGACCGCUGUAUUUCGUCAAGGUGCGUCUGAUGAUUCAGGCCGAGAUGAGCGAGCCGCUCAACAUGAAGGGCUUUGUUGUGGAGGAGCAGGCCGGCGGGACGCUGCAUGACGCCAUCCUCGUGGAGCGGCACUCGUCUGAGGUCCGAGGUGGAGACGUGUUUCAGUUCUUCCAGAAGAUGCUGAGCAGCUACAUCAUCCACCAUGACAAUAAGAUGUUCCGUCAGGUGUGUGGAAUCCCGCAGGGAUCUUCAGUGUCGGCGCUGCUGUGUAACCUGUGUUACGGACACAUGGAGAACUCACUGCUGAAGGGCAUCGCUAAAGGAGGGUGUAUCAUGCGGCUGGUGGAUGAUUUUCUGCUCAUUACGCCUCAUCUGAGCAAAGCCACGGAGUUCCUGACGACGCUGCUGGCUGGCGUUCCCGAUUACGGCUGUCAGAUCAACCCUCAGAAGGUGGCGGUGAACUUCCCGGUGUGUGUGGAGUGGCUGGACUCGGGCGUGAGUGUCCUGCCCUCCUGCUGUCUGUUCCCCUGGUGCGGUCUGCUGCUCGACACACACUCGCUGGACGUCUACAAGGACUACUCAAGGUACGACGGCCUAUCGCUGCGCUACAGCCUGACCCUUGGCUCCGACCACUCGCCAACCGCGGUCAUAAAGAAGCUGCUGUCGGUCCUCAGUCUCAAGUGUACCGACAUCUUUCUGGACCUCAGGAUGAAUUCAGUGGAAGCUGUCUACAGGAGCUUAUAUAAACUGAUUCUGCUGCAGGCGCUCAGGUUUCACGCGUGUGUGAGGAGUUUGCCUCUGGGUCAGAACGUGGAGUCGAACCCGUGUUUCUUCCUGAAGAUGAUCUGGACGAUGGCUCGAGUCACCAACAGACUCAUCAGACACAUCAAUAAAGGUCUGGUUCUGGGUUCUCCGGACGGCGGAGGUCUUCUGCAGCACGAAGCCGUUCAGCUGCUGUUCUGUUUGGCGUUUGAGGUGGUUUUCACGCGGCACCGAUCGCUUUACCGCAGCCUGCUUCCUCCGCUGCACAAACGAAAGCGGCGUCUGGAGCGCGAGCUGCGCGGCAUCAGACUGGCCCGCGUGCGUCAGGCCGCCACUCCCACAAUCCCUCAGGACUUUAAACGCAUCCGGACGUAGAGCGGUGAACGCCCGAGUUUCGCUCCGCAGCAGCUGACUAAACAGAUCCACGCACCUCGUAAAAGCUUGAUGAUUGUCGUUAAAUGGUUGGAGAUAAGAGACGCUCGUAAAACAACGACAGCGUUCAGCAGCUCAGACGCUCAUUUCUGUUGUUGUGCUGCAUGUUUCUGUGAUAUUUGCAUGUUGAUGCAUCUGAACUAUUCAUCUAAAUAAACCUUUAUGUAAAUAAACUAAAAUCUGUUAUUUCAGCACAGAAAAUAAAUUUAGAUCACCA